AUGCUGUGCCAGAGGCACACACAGGUGGUGCUGGCCCUGUGCCUGCUGCUGGUCCUGUGGCAAUGUUUCCGAGCCCCCACGGAUGGCCUUGGCCCCUUCCCUUGGGCUCCAUCCCUCUUCAAUGCCCCUGCUACCCGCUGCACCGUCGGCACCAAUGGUUCUGCGUGGUUCAACGCUCGCUACAACAUGGCCAUAGGGCCUCUGCUGAUGGGCACAGCCCAUGAGCUCUCCUCCGAUGUGAUUCAGUGGUGGCUGACCCUGCAGGGUCCCCCGAGUGGCGUCCAGCUCCAGGCCAUAAUUCGGCAGCUCUUCAGUGUUCUUCCGGCCCCGACUGGUGGUGUGUGGGACCUGUCUCGCUGCAGGACUUGUGCGGUGGUAGGGAACUCGGGGCGGCUGAAGGGGUCUGGCCACGGGCUGCGAAUCGAUGCACACAACUGGGUGCUGAGGAUGAACAGAGCAAAGAUUGCUGGUUUUGAGCUAGAUGUUGGCAUGAGAACAACACAUCACUUCAUGUAUCCGGAGAGUGCAGUGAACCUCAGGCCCGGUGUCCACCUCGUCCUUGUCCCCUUCAAGCCACUGGACCUGCAGUGGGUGGCCAGUGCCUUCUCCACUGGAGAGCUCACACACACAUAUGUGAGAGUGAAACAGUUCAUCAAAGCUGACAGAAACAAGGUGCUGAUCCUGAGCCCAGCUUUCCUCAAGUACAUCCAUGACAACUGGACGCAGUGCCAUGGGCGGUACCCUUCCACUGGCUUCGCAGCCCUGCUCUUCGCCUUGCACACCUGCCAGCAGGUCUCCGUGUUUGGCUUUGGAGCAGACAGUGAAGGGAACUGGCACCACUACUGGGAGAAAAACCGCUGGUCCGGAGCCUUUCGCAGGACAAGGGUCCAUGAUGCUGACGUUGAAUUCGCUAUCAUCGAGAGACUGGCAGCUGAAGGCAGGAUUUUAUUCUAUAAAUGA
Messenger RNA from Phaethon lepturus (White-tailed tropicbird), 960 nucleotides. Its product is annotated as CMP-N-acetylneuraminate-beta-galactosamide-alpha-2,3-sialyltransferase 2-like. Gene Ontology annotation, molecular function: beta-galactoside (CMP) alpha-2,3-sialyltransferase activity. The transcript has 6 exons. The coding region runs from base 1 to 960 and encodes 319 amino acids. NCBI's taxonomy places the organism in Eukaryota, Metazoa, Chordata, Aves, Phaethontiformes, Phaethontidae. The record is from RefSeq and is a predicted model, not a curated record.